CGGUGAAUUCUUUCUGAAUUAUAGUUUUGUAUGGUUUCUGCCUUAAGCAGGCUAGGAGCAGGUAAUAAUACAUGCCACAAUUGAGAUAUCCAUCGAAGCAAUUACUACAUUGUAAAGUUUCUGGUCUACCCUAAAGCUCUAUUGUAAGCAAUGAAUAUUGCUAGUUGUACCGCCGGUCUUUGCCUGAUAAGUCAAAGCACUUCUUCAAACUGACAUUUAAAAACCACCGUUGAAAAUUGAAGUUUUUAUGUGAGGUGAUAGUUGUUGAAGCGCAUAAAUUCCUAUUAGUUACUCGGUGUUUGAACAUUAACCAUAUCUGUCCCGGUUCUAAAAGUGAUGAGGAUAUUGACAGAAGGUUCUAGUCGUACCAAAGCCCCGCCUAAGUGAGUGAAAAUUUAUUUGUCUUUUGCGAAGUGCUGUAGCCGUGUUUACGUAACUUUUUUUUGAAGGUGUUUAUUCCCAAAUAAAUUAAAAUGAAUGAAAUACCAUUUAUUUUAUGCUAAAUUUAUGCAAUAAUUUGGCAUCAAAAUAUUAGAAGUUUUUUUUGAACGUAAGUUAUCGUAAAUAGAGUACUCUAACAAACAAACUGACUGGUGAUAAAUAGUUACUAGUUCAAUAUGGAUUAUUGGAUAUUCCAUUAAAUCGAAUCGGCCGAAUCAGAGGUAAUGUGUUAUAUGUAAUUUGAAAACCUAUAGGGUUAAGGUUUGCUUUUUUUUUUGUAAUAUUGUCCAACUAAGUUGCCUUGGUUCUUUUGCGAGGCUUUGAUUUUUCUUAAUAGGUACGUUCCGCUAUCAUAGCUUAUGGUGUUGUUUUCUCGCAUCCAUAGCGAUUUAAAUAACGAGAUAAUAAGAUUCGCACUAACGGAUGUUAUAAAAACGGUUCGUUUAGUUCGCUUAGAUUCAUUUAAAUCAAGGCUCUACUACCCCCGUCUUGUUCCGGUAGAUGCUCACAGUUAGCUCAAUUGGCUUUUAUACGAUUGUAUGAAAUUAAUUUAGAGCAGUCUUCUUUAGCUUCUAGAAGGGCAUUACCGUCUUGUGUGAAGCCUCCGUUGCGGCAGUACUUAAUUCGAACUCUUCUUUUUGUUUGACACUUAUAUUGUAAGAAUAAUGAUAAUAACGAUGAUUAUUAUUGAAAUAGCUUCCAACUGAUAGAAUUUACCCAGUCAGGUAAGUACACUAACAUUUAGCGUAAUGAUCGCCCUUUAGACAGUCCGAGUCAUCACAAUGUCAUUAGCUGCAUUGGAAAAGCCGUCUUUGUUGGCUGCACGUAUGACCGAUAUCGAACGGGACAUACGUCGCAAAAUGGACGCACUCGCUAAACAUGUAGAACACACAGAAUUGCUAGAUGAGUCUUCUAUACAAGAGGCUGGUCAACUGAAAAUAAGCCUUGAGGAGCACCUAUCCGAGGUGGAUUUGCUGGCUGCCCAGUUGAAUGAUACCAUCUCUUCUCUACGGCAGAUCGCUGAUCAAGACCAGAAACAGCAUAUCGCCGAACUUGAGGCGAAAAUUGCUACAGUAAAUCAUGCGCUGAAACGGACCGCGGAUCUUAUCGAGAUUGGCGAUUUACUUGAGGCCACUGAGGCGUGUCAAAAUGACAGAAGCACAGCCUUGGUUUAUCUAAACCGAAUCGAAGAGAGCUGUGAGACGCUCAAUGUGUGGAGUGGCGGUAAACUUCGAAUCCUUCAGUCUAUUAGACAGCACCUAGUAAACAAGCGUUAUACACUUGAGGUUGAGCAGCGAAAAUCACUGCAAAAUCUGAAGGACGAGUCGAACAAAGAGUAUGGCCAUGACGGCGACAUCAACGCUGAAGGCAUAGGAGACGGAGAAGAAAAUGAAGUUAGCGCCUUUUUAGGGAAGAUUCGUGAAAUUUUACGGAAGUCGUUGGAGCCAACGGAGAAGCUUACCAGUACAGACUUCGGUGGCCCCGGCGACAUGAACCCUUGCCGUGUUUCUUUCUGGUUACGUCCUCUAGUCGUUGAGAUCUUAGACUGCCCAGAGCCGUCUCUAGUGAUCGAUAUUUAUACCUCGUACUAUAAGCAUACUGUUUCGACGUUAUCAGAUAAGGAAGUGGCUAUAGUCUAUUGUAAUUCAAUGUUCAUUGCGCACAAAGUAUUACUUCAUUGCCUGUUGCAUCCAUCAAGCAGGGUAGCACUCAACUCAUCAGUCGGGCUUAGGCGUUUUGCCGACAUCGUCUUUCACGAACGACUUCAAAAGCUGGCAUUUGAUUCAUUCCGGCAAAGAAAGACCGAUUUCCUCGACGAUGAUGCGUUUAAAGAGUAUCCACAGUUUUUGCGCAGGUACUGUGCGGAUCUGCAAGAGAUUCUACCUUUAAACGUGUCUGAAAAAGUGCUGUGUUUACUUAUCGAAGACUAUGUAGAGUUGUUGAUUUCUGUUGUAGUUAUGAAGGAAGACAUCGAAAGCAAUCAGGCUGAUCUCUGGGCGACGAUUUUGUCUGAGAUAUUGGCCGAAAUCAAGGAUAUAGCUGGCCGUAUGAAGAUUCGCCCGCUUCCAAAAGCUGAAGAACUAAAAAAUAUUUUAUCGUAUGGCCUCAAAGACUUCGCCGCACAUUGGAAAAACCAUGACUCAGAAUUGAGGACGUGGUAUCAACCUGCCGAAGUAGCCCACCUUAUCAAAGCAAUUUUCCAAAAUUCGCCCAUGCGUUCAUCGGUUCUCGCGCAGAUUAAGUGACGAGACGCUAGUGAUAUGUACAUAGAAGUAUUAUCAAAGAAAAUGAUAAGGAUAGACUUACAAGACAACGUUGCAUACGGAAUUAUGAUAAAACGUUUUUUAAAAAUAAAAUAUUUAUUUUGUUUAAUAACAACAACAAGCGUUAUGUUUGUCAAUUACGAGCAUACUCAACAUGGCUUUAGAAACCCUUACUAAAAUUAAAAAAAAAUAGCUUUUAAAAGGAAGGUAGUCAUCUAAACUACUAUGGCUUGAUAAUGCAGUAUUGGCCGGUCUUCUGGCAGAAACAAAAAACAGUAGAGAAUCAUACAACAAUUGCAACAAUAGAUCUCACAGGGGCUCCCACUUGGGCUUACCCCAGAGUAUAGUUAU
Molecule: messenger RNA, 3056 nt
Organism: Varroa destructor (honeybee mite)
Lineage: Eukaryota; Metazoa; Arthropoda; Arachnida; Mesostigmata; Varroidae
Gene: Zw10
Product: Zeste-white 10 kinetochore protein
Biological process (GO): mitotic spindle assembly checkpoint signaling; endoplasmic reticulum to Golgi vesicle-mediated transport
Cellular component (GO): RZZ complex
Source: RefSeq, a predicted model, not a curated record